AUGUUUUUUAAUGUUGCAUUCAGAUGGCUAGAUAGGGCAUCGAUUUCUGAUGGAAAUGCCGGAAACUGGCACCUCUGUAGCGUUAGCCAAGUAGAAGGAAUGAAGAUUGUACUACGAAUGCUCCCAGUGUUUUUCAGCUCAAUGAUCGGCUACAUAUCCCUCCCGUUACUCCUAACAUUAACUAUCCAGCAGGGUGUCACCAUGAAUACCAAAUUGGGUGCAAUUCACGUACCACCAGCGUCUCUCUUUCUUAUUCCCGUCGCGUUCCAGUUAGUGAUACUAGUCUUAUACGAUCGGUUAAUGGUACCAUUCGCCCGUAAAAUUACAGGGUGCCCAACUGGGAUAACUCACUUGCAGCGUGCUGGUGUUGGUUUUGUGGCUAAUAUUAUAGCGACUGUUAUUGGGGCAGUCAUUAAAAAGAAACGGAAGGGUGUGGCAGAGGAAUAUCGAUUGCUUGAUUCAGGGAAACCAGUUCCUAUGCAUGUUAUGUGGUUGGGUCUCCAAUUCUUUGCUGUAGGCAUAGUUGAUAUAUCAACAUUUGUUGGGUUGCUCGAGUUUUUCAACAAUGAAGUGUCCAAAGGGAUGAAAUCGUUGGGGACUGCUAUAUUCUGGUGCAAUAUAGGUAUGUCUUCUUUCAUGGGGACUGUUCUUGUCAAUGUAGUGAAUAAAGCUACUAGAAAUCGAGGGAUUGGAUGGUUAGAGGGAAAUAACUUAAAUCGAAACUAUCUCGACCGGUUCUAUUGGUUACUUGCUAUCCUUGGUUCUGUAACUUUUAUAAACUAUUUGUACUGGGCAAGGAGGUAUUUCUCAAACUUAGCCAUACUUGCUGUCCAACCCAAUAAGGUUGCUAUUGAAGUACAAGAAAGAUUACUAGUUUUGCACUGCUAUGAACCUCCUCCAUUACGCAAGUUUCAACUCUGUCUGUCAGAGUUUUACUUUGUGGAUACUUUUUCAUUAAGCAUUCAUUUACUCAACCGUUUGACUUUAACCAUUUAG
This is a messenger RNA of Papaver somniferum (opium poppy), 996 nucleotides long. Its product is annotated as protein NRT1/ PTR FAMILY 4.6-like. Gene Ontology annotation, molecular function: transmembrane transporter activity. The transcript is spliced from 2 exons. The coding region runs from base 1 to 996 and encodes 331 amino acids. Lineage: Eukaryota; Viridiplantae; Streptophyta; Magnoliopsida; Ranunculales; Papaveraceae. Gene Ontology annotation, biological process: transmembrane transport. The record is from RefSeq and is a predicted model, not a curated record. Gene Ontology annotation, cellular component: membrane.